Messenger RNA from Oncorhynchus keta (chum salmon), 2607 nucleotides. Its product is annotated as ectonucleotide pyrophosphatase/phosphodiesterase family member 7. Bases 92 to 1393 code for a protein of 433 amino acids. The transcript is spliced from 5 exons. Lineage: Eukaryota; Metazoa; Chordata; Actinopteri; Salmoniformes; Salmonidae. The record is from RefSeq and is a predicted model, not a curated record.
ACAUGUUAUCUUCCUGACCACAAUGAUGACUAUAAAUGACAUCCAUCAAGCCCAACAGGAUUAGUUAGUGCAGACAAGCCAAGACAUCAAGAUGUGGUUGUAUUUGUAUUUGGGAAUGGCAGUUUUUCUCAGUGUCGAGAGCAAACCAUUGAACAAGGGGACACACAACAAGUUGCUAGUGAUCUCCUUUGAUGGUUUCCGAUGGGACUAUGAUCAAGACGUAGACACCCCUCACAUGGACAAGUUAGUGGUAGAUGGAGUGAAGGCAAAGUACAUCACCCCUCCGGCUAUCACCAUGACGUCCCCAUCUCACUUUACCACCAUAACUGGGAGAUGGAUAGAGGAUCAUGGAGUUGUCCACAAUAUGAUGUUUAAUUCCACAACUCAUCAGAAAGUCGUCCAUAAAGCUACCUUGAAGAGGUCUGAGUGGUGGGACAAUGGAGCCUUACCGUUGUGGAUUACAGCACAGAACCAGGGCCUGAAAACAGGUUCCUUCUUCUUUCCAGGAGGAGCCGCCAACUACAGUGGUCAAAGUGUAAACCGGGUGGUGGUUGAGGAAACAGGUCUACAAGAUGAUAACGAAACAGAGUGGCAACAGAAUAUUGACACUGUGUUGAGCUGGUUCACCAAAGAAGAUUUUGACUUUGUGACUCUGUACUAUGGAGAGCCUGACAACGUGGGUCAUGCCAAAGGACCAGACCAUCCUGACAGGAAAACCAUAAUAAAGCAGAUUGACCGCACCAUCGGAUACCUGAGGGAGGCCAUCCAGCGAGAUGGUUUGACAGAAAACCUGAACAUCAUCAUCACCUCUGACCAUGGCAUGACCACCGUCAAAAAAAGACCUCUUGUAGAUGAAAUAAUCCUCUCUAAAUACCUGAAUUUCUUCAACUUGGUUUAUUUUGAGCUCCUUGACUACGGCGGGUUUGGAAUGAUCACGCCGAAGAAAGGAAAGGAACAGCAGGUUUAUGAUGCUCUCAUGAAGGCCCCAAACCUCACAGUCUACAAGAAGGAAGAUAUGCCAGAGAACUUUCAUUUGUCCAAGAAUGACAGAAUGCAGCCUAUUAUUGUCAUUGCUGAUCUAGGUUUCAACUUAAACUCGCGGUUCAUCGUCUACGUAAACAAAGGAGAUCAUGGAUUCCACAUGGACGAAAUGGACAUGAAGACCAUCUUCCGUGCUUUUGGACCAGAUUUCAAAAAGAGUUAUCUGUCCGAGCCCUUUGACAGUGUCCACAUCUACCCUCUAAUGUGCAAGCUGCUGCAGAUAGAUCCAGCCCCUAACAAUGGUUCCCUAUCUGUCACUGAGGGCAUGCUGGUGCAGAACGGUGGGAGAAGAAAUCAGAUGUCCCUUGGUGUUUUGGCAUCGAUAUUUGUCUACAUUUUAUUUGUCAUGUAGUUAUUUAUGAUGUUGGUUAUUUUCCGUAAUGUUCGUUAACUGAAAACAUUUGCAUAGUUGAAUCAAUCAUUACCAAAACUCCAACAAAUAUUUUUAAGGAGGAUCACAUUCACUAUGAUGUUCAUCAACAAUAUCCAUCUGAUUGUAAUUAUACACUGUUUCCAGUUUAUUAGGUACACCUAUCUAGUACCGGUUCGGACCCCCUUUGCGCCAGAACAGCCUGAAUUCUUCAGGGCAUGGAAACGUUGCUCAAUUGGUAUCAAGGAAAAACAUUCCCCGCACCAUUACACCAACAGCCUUUAUUAUUGACACCAGGCAGGAUGGGGCCAUGGACUCAUGCUGCAAUAGCCCAUCUGUGGCAAGGAUGGAUGUGUUGUGCGCUCCGAGAUGGCGUUCUGCACAGCACUGUUGCACUGCGCAGUUAUUUGCCUGUUUGUAGCUUGCACAAUUCUUGCCAUUCUCCUUCGACCUCUCAUCAACGAUCUGUUUUCGCCCAUAGGGCUGCCGCUGAACGGAUGUUUUUGGUACCAUUCUCGGUAAAUCCUAGACACAGUUGUGCAUAAUAUAAUAAGCCCAGGAGGCCGGACGUUUCUGAGACACUGGAAACGGCGCGCCUGGAAUCGACGAUCAUACAUACCAUGCUCAAAGUCGCUUAAAGUCACUCAUUUUGUCCAUUCUAAAGUUCAAGCCGUCUUUAUCCACGGAGUGUACAAAACAUUAAGAACACCUUCCUAAUAUUGAGUUGCAUGUCUAUGUCAUGGAAAGAGCAGGUAUUCUUAAUGUUUUGUACACUCAGUGUAUAGCAAGCCACAGCCACGUGACACACUGUCUGCUAACCAUUUUUGGGAACGGGGUGGUGUGCCUAACAAACUGCCCACUGAGUGUAUGUUUAAUAAUCAAACCAGUCAGCAUUGGCUGAAAUAACUUCGUCUAGAACCUACAUGUAAUACUGACACCUGCCCACUGAGUGUAUGUUUAAUAAUCAAACCAGUCAGCAUUGGCUGAAAUAACUUCGUCUAGAACCUACAUGUAAUACUGACACCUGCCCACUGAUGGUUCAGGGGUUUCAAGUAGCCUGAUUCCUUUGAGAAGUUGUUGCCUUUCAUUCUAAAUGUCAGAUUUUAUUUGGAGUCAUAUUUUUUGUUUAAAUAUUUGUUCCAACUGUAUAUUUAUUUGUUGUUAUUAUGCUUUAAUAAACGUGCACGAUGAAUGAG